UGCACUGACGGAUGUGUUGACGGUAGAUAUGGAGACAGAUGUGAACUGCCUUGUUUGGGAAACUGCACAAGUUGUACCCGGGAUGGAGAACAGUGUUUAGGUUGCAUUGAUGGAAUGUUUGGUAGUUCUUGUUCACGGGAAUGUGGUCAGUGUGUUGGCCAGCGCUGUAAUAAAGACACGGGUCAUUGUGAAACACCAUGUCAAAUGGGUUGGACUGGUCAACGGUGUGAAGUCAAAGCCGAGAAACAGACAGAGGAUGACAGUAGCAAUGUUGGCACAUAUGUUGGAGUCGGAGGCGUUUUAAUAGUCGUCGGCCUGAUUGUGAUCAUUGCGGUAGUUUGCAUAAUCAAACGAAAAUCAUCCACAUCCGGCGAAACUGCAUCCUCACCCUCAGUGGCAUAUGGAGGGCCAAAUCCUUCAAACAACUCGAACAGACACUCGGACGAAACAGGAGGACAUGUCUAUCUUAACCUUCAAGAUGGAAGUAUGCCAGAACAAUCAGAAAACCCUGAAAAUGUGUAUUACAACGAAGGGCCAGUUGGGUUCCCCGUCAGUAUGCUGAAGACACUUAUAUCUGAGAAAAUGGAAGACGAAGAAAAGAAGUUUAUUUCGGAAUUUGAGGCAUUUCCAGUCGGUGCAAUUCAUCCUCAUGCGAUUGCAGAGAAGAAUAAGUCGAAGAAUAGAUUCAAAGCCAUAUAUCCAUAUGACCAUUCAAGGGUAAUUCUUAACACAAUCCCGGGCGGAAAUAGUUCAGACUAUAUUAACGCAAACUACAUCGAUAGUGUUGAAGAAAGGAAGGUGUAUGUUGCAACUCAAGGACCACUCCCAUCUACGACCGAUGACUUUUGGAGGAUGGUCUGGACUAUAAACUCUGGGAAGAUAGUGAUGCUUACAAACCUAGUUGAAAGUCGAAAGGACAAAUGUGAGAAGUACUGGCCAGACGAAGGUGACUCCAUGACAACAAAGACAUUUGACAUCAUGCUGAACAGGGAACGAGAUUAUGCGUCUCACGUUGUCAGGAAUAUCACACUAAUUGAUCGAAAGUCAAAAGAGAAGCGAGAUAUCCAUCAGUUUCAUUUCACCACCUGGCCGGAUCAUGGGACCCCGAACACGUUAGAACUUGUCUUAUUUCAUCGUCGCGUAAAGCUGCACAAAACUACACUUCCUGGCCAGAUGGUGGUUCACUGCAGUGCUGGUAUUGGAAGAACAGGAACGUUUAUCGCCCUUGACGCGCUGUUAGAUUUCGGGAAAAAAUAUGACCGCAUCAACAUCCGCCAUUAUGUAAAUAUGAUGAGAAAGGACAGAAUGCACAUGAUUCAAACAGAGGAACAAUACGUCGCUCUUCAUGAAAUUCUGGCUGAGGCAUUUGACCUUCAAGAUACACUGAUAACGAAAUCAAUGUUCGUAUCCAAGUACCAUGCUUUGUCUACUACGGGUCAACCUCAAAACCAGACACAACUGAGGGAUGAGUUCAAAUUGAUGUUGGAUCUCAAGCCAGAUUACAAGUUAGAACAGGACUUUUUAGCUUCUACACUUCCUGAAAAUAAAGUAAAAAAUAGGACAAUGCGGAUAUUGGCAGCUGAUAGAUUUAGAGCCUUCCUCAAAUCAUAUCCAUCGAACAGAAAUGACUAUAUCAAUGCUGUGAUAACACAGUCUUACACAGGCAGGCAGGGGUAUAUAGCCACGCAAUUUCCUUUACCCGACACCAGGACUGACUUUUGGAACCUGGUGAUGGACUACCAAUGUGACACAAUCGUCAUAUUAGGGGAAGAAAAGGAGCUGCAGGAUACACAAUGGAUACCUGACGACAGAGUCGAUAUUGAUAUUGGAGAUUUCAAUGUUAAACAGAAGGGAACUGCAACCGAAUUUAACGGUGUGGAUGUGACUGAU
Molecule: messenger RNA, 1890 nt
Organism: Pecten maximus
Lineage: Eukaryota; Metazoa; Mollusca; Bivalvia; Pectinida; Pectinidae
Product: receptor-type tyrosine-protein phosphatase alpha-like
Biological process (GO): protein dephosphorylation
Molecular function (GO): protein tyrosine phosphatase activity
Source: RefSeq, a predicted model, not a curated record